Akanthomyces muscarius is the source of this 2298-nucleotide messenger RNA. RefSeq lists its product as uncharacterized. The transcript has 3 exons. NCBI's taxonomy places the organism in Eukaryota, Fungi, Ascomycota, Sordariomycetes, Hypocreales, Cordycipitaceae. Bases 1 to 2298 code for a protein of 765 amino acids. The record is from RefSeq and is a predicted model, not a curated record.
AUGUGGGCCAAUGGCUCCCCGUCGUACUUCUCCGGGCUCUACAGUGUGCCAACCGUGCCUCUGCUCAGGGACAGGCCCGCGAAAAAUGUUGAUAAAACUUGUGCUUCCCGGCGCGACCAGACCCCCGACUCUACAGGUAACUACUUGGCCUCGACCGAUCUCUACCUGCCAGCUGUCGAGGGUCCUCCAUCUCCUGAAAGCCUUCGUCGAUUGAACACAGAGAUGAGGUUAGCUACCAACCUGCGUCGUGGUCAGGGCCACAAAGUCGGCUCGUCUUCGUCAUCUAUAACCUCCUUUACCGGGGAUCUCGACCACGCAUUGGACAACAUUGACCUGGUACGCCGCUCAUCCUUUACUUCGGUUGAGAGCAACAACAUAUCCAAAGACGCUUCGGAAGCAUUUCAGCAGUUUUCGAAAUCUCUUUUCCACCGUCGUGGCAGGUCCAAGCAGGAGAGCACCUCGUCUGGCAGCUCUCUAUAUUCGGCAGAUGUCCCCGUCGAUGCCAACGCAUCAAAGGACUCGGUUCUCCCGAAGCUCUUUACGAGAAGAAAGCCUUCUCGUGAGGAGCCUGCAGCUGUUCAGAAACGCUUUCAAAUUUCUGGCCCCUUCAACUUUCAGCAUGUCACUCACACCAAUCGUGACGCGGCGGACGAGGUCAUGCCUGAAGACGACCAAGCAGACGCCUACCAAGUAAAGGGCAGAUCCAGAGCCGCAACAGGCGCUUCUGACCACACCUACACCAACGUGUUGGCGGAAACUGUUGCCGAACACGAGGACUUUUCUGAUUUCCCACCCCCGAGACAUGGACUCAUCGCCCGUCACACUGGCAGCUUUCAGACUAUGCGCCGCUUCAUAAAAUCCGGCAAGAUAUCAGAGCUUUCCGUGCCAAUCGCACCAACAUCUGCUCCAACCAACCGACUCCCACCGCAACGGCCACCAAGAUCCCCCUUGGAAGCCAACUCGCCCGAACCUACAUCUCCUCCCCGCCCCCCUCGAGUGUCUAGCCGUCAGUCGGCCUAUCCCGCCCCGAUUGACACGACAGCCAGCUAUUUCUCUGAGCGUCCCAUCACCAGCGGAGGCUUCCAACGACCGCAGCCAUUUAGCCCAUCGAGCCCUGUCGAGCAACUGCCUACGCCAACCCGGUCGGCAUUCACACCACCUGCUGACCUCUCAACAUUCUCCCAGGAGGGACUCCUUGGCCGCCCUCGAACUGCUACCCCCGAGCCAGCUUGGCCUCUAGCCAGUCCUACGAUUGCCAACUUUGAAGCGCCGCUCCCGGAUCUCGUCGAAGAUGAUGGCCAUACAAGCUGGUCCUCGCGUGCCCGUACAAGUCAGAACAGCACCAAUGCGUCGCUUCGCGGAAGCAAAUCGGUUCCCAUGCUGAGGAAGCUCGCCGAAGAGGGGGCGGACAAGGAGAUGGAGGCGAGCGCAUGGUCGGCACAGAUGAAGACGGAGCUGGAAGAGUCUCUCUGCCACAGUCCCACGCUUGGCCGCGCCAGCUGGGAAGACGACAUUGACUAUUGUUACGAGCACGAGGCCGAGGCCGACUGCGACUACCAAUGGGAGCGUCCCUCGAUGGACGUUGCUCACGGCGGCAUGAUGUACACUGCGCCGCAGAGCUACUCUGCCCUGGACGAGGCGCUGAUGAAGCCGGCUGUGAAACGGUCUCCUGUCAAACUUCGGCUGCACACCGAGCUCUCCGUCCCGGUCAAGCCACACAACUCGCACGAAUACCAGUUCUCACCCUCGCUCCUCAUCCCGCAAGAAUAUCAGCGCGACUCGCUGACGGCGGACAACGGCAUCUCGCACGGUCUGGAGUCGCUGCAGCGCUCUAGCACCGCCACCACCGGGAGCAACUACACCUCCAGCACCGAUUCAGUCGGCGAGCGCCACACGUCGACCAACUCGAGCUGGACGGCCCUGACGCAGCACACGGCGAGCACAUUGUCCCUCAACAAGCUUGCCAUGUCGUGGGUAGACGAGGCUGAGCCCGUGCCUUGUCUGACUGCCCCGGCCAAGGCCGACGAUGCCACGGACGAGGAGACGACGCCGCCUGCAUCGGAGGACGUCGUGCCCGAGCUGAUCAUGGCCAUUCCCCCGUCGGGCAGAAGGGCCAUGCACAAGAGCCACGCGAGCGAGUCCAUUCUCCGCAACAGCGCUGCUCCCAUGGAUGCGCAGCAGCUGCCCAAGUCGCGCCGGCCGCGCGCUCGCACCUCGAGUCUGAGCCAGCCGCCGCCCGUGGGACAGUACGCCCUGUUCCCUCGCAGCAACAUCAAAACCCAUGGCGACAAAAUUUGA